AUGUCGUCCGCCCCCGUCAACCCCAAGCCGUUCCUGCAGAUGCAGACCGGCAAGCCGGUCGUGGUGCGCCUGAAGUGGGGCAUGGAGUACAAGGGCUUCCUGGUCUCGACGGACAACUACAUGAACUUCCAGCUGGCCAACGCCGAGGAGUUCCAGGACGGCAAGUCGAACGGCAUGCUGGGCGAGGUCUUCAUCCGCUGCAACAACGUCCUCUACCUGCGAGAAGUGACUGAAGGCUCAGCCUGA
This is a messenger RNA of Tilletiopsis washingtonensis, 246 nucleotides long. Its product is annotated as putative small nuclear ribonucleo protein F. NCBI's taxonomy places the organism in Eukaryota, Fungi, Basidiomycota, Exobasidiomycetes, Entylomatales. The record is from RefSeq and is a predicted model, not a curated record. The transcript is spliced from 4 exons. Gene Ontology annotation, cellular component: catalytic step 2 spliceosome; U1 snRNP. Gene Ontology annotation, molecular function: RNA binding. Bases 1 to 246 code for a protein of 81 amino acids. Gene Ontology annotation, biological process: mRNA splicing, via spliceosome; spliceosomal snRNP assembly.